This is a messenger RNA of Clonostachys solani, 1425 nucleotides long. The record is from the annotation of a GenBank genome assembly. Lineage: Eukaryota; Fungi; Ascomycota; Sordariomycetes; Hypocreales; Bionectriaceae.
AUGUCUCAAAAAGCACGAUCAGCAUCGUCGGUGGAGGACAAAAUGCCGUACGAGAUUUGGUCAAUGAUCCUGGAACCUUUGGAAGCUGAACUCUCAUCUCAGUCAUGGGCCAGACCUAUGACCCAAAACGAUCCUCAAAACACCAGAACUCUUGCAUCAGUGUCUGGAGUUUCUGAAGCAGCCCACCCCGUUGCGAAUCAGUUCCUAUAUCGGACCUUGGAUUUGGAAUCCCUCGAAAAACCUAGAGUAAGCACAGUGUCGCUUCUUAGAGCAUUUGCUGAUCAGCCAAUUCUGGGAGAGCACGUACAAAAGUUACGUGUAAAUUUCAGCAAGCUUGUCGCUACCACAAAGGACGACAUCAAGUGGGAUGAGCUUCUCAAGAGCUUAGAGAGAAGAAUUGGAGCAGGGGGUCUCAGGAGUGAGGCCAAACAGUGCCUCCAGAUGUGGGUAAAUACUACAAGGCAAAAUAAAGACUUCCCCGAUAUUGUAACGCCUUUUGUUUCGCUUCUUCCAAGACUGCAAGUUCUUGAAUGUCAGAUGAAGAGGUGGGAUCCUUUGGCAGGAAACCUCAAGAACUGCCCUUCGCUAACCGAGGUGAGACUCAAAGCCGCCAACGAGACACACCCAGUCAGCAUUGCCGAGAUUCUACCAGCUCUGAUGCAUCCCACUCUUAAGGUAGUUCGUCUCUAUGGUUUCGGUUCAGAAAAGAAAUUUGGCGGAAACCUGUGGCCCAAUUCCAGCGUUGAAACUGUUGAUCUUGGAGAUUCUUAUCUCAAUAAAGAUGGAGUAUCAGGAAUUUUCCAACUGUUCCCGAAACUGAAAAACUUCUCCUACGAAUUUGGCAGUGUCAAAAGGAUGAAAGACUGUCAGCGAGCCCAGAUCACAAUCGGAGAACUUGGUGACGAGUUGAGAGCCAGGGGAAAGUACUUGGAAUCUCUCACAAUUGACACGGUAGUUCUUCUCCAUUUCCCGGACGCAGAUGACAACAGGACUCUCGGGUCGUUUAAGGGCCUGGAAUCACUAAAACACCUUUGUGUCUGCAAGCCUUGCUUGAUUAAAUCGGGAUAUGGCCAAGACGAAGGUAGGGCCUGGGAAAAUGCCCUUCCUUCGCAGUUGGAGUCAAUCCAUUUUCUACCCGAAUUAAGAGUUACUUCCGCCUCCUUUCCGCCCAGGAAGGAUGAAGAAUUACUCAAGUUCGUCAGAAAAUACCUAUUAAGCAACGAAGGGAGGUUGAGGAGCCUCAAAAAGGUUUCAGUGGAGCUGCACUGCUCAAAAGCUCAGGUCCAUGAUGAGAGCGGGAACGUGGUCGAAGACUACUUCGGUGAGUGGAAAAUCGGAAGGAAAGAAGAAUGGGUUUCGAUGGUGCCAACGAUUUUGUAUGGUGAGAAAUUUAAACCGACCAUCGUUGAGUUUAUUAGGUCCUAG